Molecule: messenger RNA, 2083 nt
Organism: Aspergillus fijiensis CBS 313.89
Lineage: Eukaryota; Fungi; Ascomycota; Eurotiomycetes; Eurotiales; Aspergillaceae
Exons: 1
Coding region: 380-2083 (567 amino acids)
Cellular component (GO): intracellular anatomical structure
Molecular function (GO): protein binding
Source: RefSeq, a predicted model, not a curated record
GUACAGCAUGCUCGUUGCCUGUCGACUGGCGUGCUUAUCUUAUCGUUAAUAGCAAACGCAAACACCCAAACCCCGCGUGGACUAACCCAAAAUAGAAGCUUGUUGGAGAAGUGACGGUGGAUUCAUGAUGCCUUCGUCCGCUUCCAACCGCAUCAACACUUAUUACUCCCUCUGAACUACCUGGCAUAGCGUCUAUCGUCUUUAUCCUCUCCCAGUGGCAGUCGAGAGCAGUGCAGCUUGAUACACAUCCUUGAAUAAAAUUGUUGAUCACGCCACGCCAAGACCCGACCCCACCAUAUUGUCCUCUAGCCAUCGUGGCUGAGAACAACAGAUUGGGAACAAAAUAUACACACGAUCAGCUCAAUCCACCACCAUCACCAUGUCACAAGAGGAUUACUUCGAUCUUGGGAGCUACCACCGCCCCGUCACCACCACCUCCUCCACCAGCCAAGCAUGGUUCAACCGGGGUCUCAUCUGGAUGUACGCCUUCAACCACGAAGAAUCCGCCCGGUGCUUCGAGAGAGCCAUUGCCUCCGACGAGACCUGCGCCAUGGCCUACUGGGGCCUGGCCUAUGCCAUCGGCGCCAACUACAACAAGCCCUGGAGCUACUUCGACGAGGUAGAACUAGCCACCGUCGUCCGACGCGGACACGCCGCCGCGAAGACAGCCGAAUCCCACGCUCCCCACGUAUCCGCCGUCGAAGCCGCACUGAUCAAGGCAAUCCAAUCACGAUACCCUGAAGAGAUCCCCACCAAGCCGUUUUCCGCAUGGAACGAGGACUUCGCCCGAGCCAUGGAGGCAGUAUACCGCGCAUUCCCCGAUGAUCUCGACGUCAUCAGCGCCUACGCGGACGCGCUCAUGAACCUGCACCCGUGGGACCUGUGGGACCUGCGAACCGGCGCACCCAGCGAGGGAGCACCCACCCUCCAGAUCAAAGCCCUGCUCGACCGCGCCUUAGCCCUGCCCACUGCCCUGCAACACCCGGGGCUUCUCCACCUCUACAUCCACCUGAUGGAGAUGUCCCCUGCGCCCGAAUCCGCCCUGCCCAUCGCCGACCACCUGCGCGGCCUGGUCCCCGACGGCGGACACCUGCACCACAUGCCCACGCACCUGGACCUCCUCUGCGGCCACUACACCCGGGCCAUCACCUGGAACAGCGCAGCCAUCGCCGCCGACGAGCGGUACCACCAACACGCGGGCGCCGUGAACUUCUACACCCUGUACCGCUCGCACAACUACCACUUCCGCAUCUACGCCGCCAUGUUCGCGGGCCAGUCCGCGAUCGCCCUCGCCACGGCGUCCCAACUCGAGACCUCCAUCCCCGAAUCCCUCCUGCAGAUCCAAUCCCCGCCAAUGGCCGACUGGCUCGAGGCCUUCCUCUCCGUGCGGGUGCACGUGCUCAUCCGCUUCGGCAAAUGGGCCGACAUCCUCGCCCUGGCCCUCCCGCCCAACCCAGCCCUGUACACCAUGACCACAGCCAUCACGCACUACGCGAAGGGCAUCGCCCACGCCGCGAGGGGGGACACCAGUGCCUCCCGCGCGGAGCGCACGCGCUUCCACGCCGCCGUCGCCCGCGUCCAGCCGUCGCGCGCCCUCUUCAACAACAAAUGCACCGACAUCCUCGCCGUCGCCGCCGCCAUGCUCGACGGCGAGCUCGCCUACCGCGAGGGCGACUUCGACGCGGCCUUCUCUGCCCUCCGCACCGCCAUCCAGCUCGAAGAUAAUCUCCCGUACGAUGAACCGUGGGGCUGGAUGCAGCCGACGCGCCACGCGUACGGGGCGCUGCUGAUGGAGCAAGGGCGCCUGGAGGAGGCACUGGCGGUGUACGAGGCGGAUCUGGGGAUGUCGGAUGCAUUGCCGCGGGCGUUAAGGCAUCCCGGGAAUGUGUGGGCGUUGCAUGGGGUGCAUGAGUGUUUGGUCCGGUUGGGGAGGGCAGAGGAGGCCAGGCGGGUGGAGGGGAAGGUGCGCGAGGCUGUGGCCGAGGCGGAUGUGCCGGUGCGGGCGUCCUGUUUUUGUCGGUUGGAGGUGGGGGUGGACGAGGGGGGGAAAGCAAAAGUAAAGGGGUGUGGUGGGUGUACAUAG